AUGGGCGUCUAUCAUUUCUUUCUAUUUCUGUCUUUAAAUCUAUUAUUUAAGAGCGUGAUUUCGAUCCUCACCUCUACUACUACUAUUCAGCUUGCGUCAGUCAAAGGCUCAUUGGCUGUCUCCAGUCCGCUUGGGAAAUUUAAUAAUAUCACCACGACAAGUCAUUCUUCUGCGCCAUCAUAUUGGCUCGAGGAAAUCGCUCAUCAGGGACUUGCCUCUUUCAAUUUUAACGACACCUCAUAUCAAGUAUUCCGCAAUGUGAAAGAUUUUGGAGCCAAAGGGGAUGGUAUAACAGAUGAUACUGCUGCAAUCAACAAAGCCAUCAGUUCCGGCGGAAGAUGCAAACCUGGCGACUGUCAAUCUACAACAACAACUCCUGCCACGGUAUACUUCCCAGCUGGGACUUAUAUCAUCUCAUCUUCCAUCGUUGAUUACUACAUCACUCAGAUUAUAGGUAAUCCAAACCAACUCCCAGUAGUUAAGGCUACUGCAAAUUUCACUGGAUUGGGUUUGAUUGACGGAGAUACAUAUGGGGCCAAUGGACUCAAUUUUGGAGCCACAAAUGUCUUCUAUCGUCAGAUUCGUAAUCUGGUGUUGGAUCUGACGGAAAUCCCGUCUAAUUCAUCAGCCUAUGGAAUCCACUGGCCUACUGCACAAGCCACCAGUCUACAGAAUAUUGUAUUUCAAAUGAGCGAUGCAAUUGGAACUAAGCAGCAAGGCUUGUUCAUCGAGGGAGGCUCCGGUGGCUUCAUGAAUGAUCUGAUCUUUAAUGGCGGCAAAACGGGGGCCGUAUUUGGCAACCAGCAAUUUACAGUUCGAAACUUAACCUUCAAUAAUGCUGUAACAGCCAUUGACCAAAUCUGGGACUGGGGAUGGACAUAUAUGGGAAUCAAUAUCAACAAUUGUACCACUGGAUUGAAUAUGUCCUCAGGCGGAUCAUCAGACCAAGCUGUAGUGUCUGUCACACUGAUUGACAGUAGCUUCAGAGAUACUGACGUCGCCAUCCUCACAGCUUACAAUAAUUCAUCUUUGCCAGAGGCUGCAGGAAAUCUUAUUCUUGAUAAUAUCCAUUUGACGAAUGUUUCAAUUGCCAUUCAGGAGUGGCAAAAUACUGUUUUGGCUGGAACUAGCAACCAAUCAAUGAUCAUCAAUGGAUGGGGAGAAGGAAAUCAAUAUACACCAAAUAACUCAACCCGCUUUGAGGGAUAUAUUGUUCCCUUUCCUCGCUCUGAGUCUCUUUCCCCCCGUGGAAAGUUCUACGCCCGUUCAAAACCUCAGUAUGAAGACUAUCCGCUUUCUGAGUUCGUUUCAGUCCGUACAGCGGGUGCUACUGGAGAUGGGGUCACUGAUGACACGGAUGCAUUGAACCAUGUGUUUGCACUCGCGGCCAUCGCCAAUAAGAUCGUUUAUAUCGAUAGUGGAGUUUACCUCGUCACGUCGACUAUUCAUAUUCCAUCCCGUUCGAGGAUUGUCGGUGAAUCGUAUCCAGUAAUCAUGGGAUCGGGAUCAUUUUUCACAGAUAUUGUUCAUCCUCAACCUGUUGUCCAAGUUGGCCUCCCCCUGGAGAGAGGUGUUGUUGAAUGGUCGGAUACGAUUGUUUCGACACAAGGAUAUAUGGGAGGAGCCAUUUUGAUUCAAUGGAAUCUAGCCAGUCCAGCGUGGUCUCCUUCCGGACUUUGGGAUGUCCACACGCGUAUUGGCGGAUUCGUGGGUUCUGAUCUCCAGUUGGACCGCUGCCCCGCUACCGCUAAUAGUACUGAGAUUGUUCUUGAGUGUAGAGCUGCGUUCAUGUCAAUGCACAUCACCAAGUAUGCAUCCGGUCUUUACCUAGAAAACAACUGGUUUUGGGUUGCCGAUCACGAUAUCGACGACCCUAAUCUAUCUCAAAUCACAAUUUAUGCAGGCCGUGGGCUUUAUUGCGAAUCUAGAAAAGGAGCUAUAUGGCUUAUUGGGACUGCUGUUGAGCAUCAUACUUUAUAUCAAUAUCAGUUUGAUAGUACGAGAGAUAUUUUUGCAGGGCAGAUUCAGACGGAAACUGCCUAUUAUCAACCGAACCCCGUUGCGAUUUACCCCUUUCCAGCAUUGGAUGAAUGGAAUGAUCCCGAUUUCGCCAGCUCAUGUGGAAAUACAACGGGAGAGAACUGUGCAGAAGGAUGGGGUCUACGAAUCAUUGACAGCGAGCAUGUCUAUGUAUAUGGCGCUGGAAUGUACAGUUUCUUUGAUAAUUAUAGUACUUCGUGUUCUGCCCAAGGAAAUGGCGAGGCUUGUCAAGCUAGAAUCUUCAGUCUGGAGGGGGACAGCUCGAAGAUCGGUAUUUACAACCUGAAUACAGUAGGUAUCACGAGUAUGAUCACUAUUGAUGGGAUAGAUAUUGCGAAUUAUUCUGACAAUAUUGCGGGGUUUGUGGAUCAUGUUGCUUUAUUUAAAAGCGAGGAAUAA
This is a messenger RNA of Botrytis deweyae, 2439 nucleotides long. RefSeq lists its product as uncharacterized. The coding region runs from base 1 to 2439 and encodes 812 amino acids. Lineage: Eukaryota; Fungi; Ascomycota; Leotiomycetes; Helotiales; Sclerotiniaceae. The record is from RefSeq and is a predicted model, not a curated record. Gene Ontology annotation, molecular function: polygalacturonase activity. The transcript has 4 exons.